GAGGUGUGUUUUCUGAGAGUCACGUGGGUGAGUGAGGCUGUAGGGGGAUCCUUGGCUCCUCGUGGUGAAACAGAAAGAAAGAUCAGGCUCGGGGCUACGUGUUGAUAUUUCUUUGCAUAAUUAUGAGGGGGGUGUAUCGCGUGCUGUAGGAGGCUGUUGUGGCGCUGCUGGUGGGACCGGGGGUUUAGUUUUAGGGGCUGAUCGGAACCGGAUUGUGACGGGGUCUCUGGAUCCUUGAUGUGGGAGUCCAUUUCCGCUCUGUAUCGGUUGUUCUUCCUGGUGGUGGUUGUUGGUGGAGGAGGACUCGGAUAAAGUAGCAGCGCAGCGGCGGCGGCACCUCUCUCUCAGCAGCAGUGAGCUUUACGGUAUGAUCUCGACCCGGAGGAAGCAGCUCAGCCUCGCGGCCGCACUGUAGAUCAUCCAGCGCUCCGUCCAUCACUCGCGCGACAGGGCUUUAGAUUUUGCACGCAUGCAUUUUAAUGCUGAUUAGGUGAAUGCAUGUAGUCCAAAAUGCCCGACUGCUGUGCCGCAGCGGAGUGUAAGCAGAGCACAACUCAGCCCAACGUCUCCUUCUUCAGGUUCCCUCUGGACGCUGAGAGAUGCAAACAAUGGGUGGGUAACUGUGGCAGACCAGACCUUCAGAAGAAAUCCCCAGAAUACUUACACAGACACUUCAAACUGUGCUCCAAACAUUUCGAAGCAUCUUUUAUAAACAAGGAAAGCCAACUAAAGUGUGUAUUGAAGGAUGACGCCGUUCCAACUAUAUUUCAAUCCAAAACCAACAAAGACAGUAUACAGACCAGCGGCAGAAAGAGAACAAGACAGACGGCUGCAGAGGGUCCGGUCAAAGCAAAAAAGACAAAAGAUGAUCCUCAGCCUGAAGUCGCAGAGCAGAGUGUGAAAGAAGAGUCAGAAGACAACAGUGUAGCGCAGAAUCCCGUGCCAGUUGAACCAGAAGAGGAGGAUCCUGCUACUUCCAAAGCCAAGGAAACGCUGAAGGUUUACUUCAAGGAAACUUUAGCUUUGACUGGCUUCAGCAUUGUUAACAAUGCUACUCUCAGUGCUACAACGUCGAUGGGGAGUGGUCCUGUUGGGCAGCUUAACCCCAUCUGCGCAGACAAAAUUGAGUCAAAGGAAGUUCUGAAAUUAGGAGAGGAUGUGAUGCGCGAGGAGAUCCGCAACAGUUUGCGCUUGGCACGCUUCUUCUCCAUCCUUCUCCAGGAUAAGACCAAUAUUGAGGGCAAGGAUCAGAUCCCUGUCUUCAUCCGCACUGUCACCAACGAUGGCUUUCCACAGAAGCACCUGAUGGGGUUUCUUCCCUGUGACUUGGAUUCGGACAAUCUGUUCCUAAUGCUGGUGUCAGAGAUUCGCAACAAAUGGGGGCUGCGGAUGGAGCACUGUCGAGGAUUUACUUACCUGACGACAGGUGAUCUGUGUCAGAAGCUGAAGGAGCUCUCUUGUCGGAUGCUGAGAGAUUUUCCACAGGUGGUUCUUGCUCCCAGUGACCCUUAUGCGUUCAACAUGUGGCUGAUACGUUCCAUGCCUGUCCUCUCCAUACAGGAAGUGGUUGAGACUUUAGAGGAGGUUGCUGCCGUUUUGAGGCAGUCUUCGACACUGAUGAAGAAACUGCACACUAAGAUAACUGCAACAUACGGUCACAUCAAAGGCGAGGUGGAUCGCGUCAAAGAGUCUUGCCAGAACAACUGGGAAUAUGGCACAGAUGCCUUCCAGACCAUGUUGGACAUUCUGGAGCCUCUUUUGAGCAGCAUCGGAGAGAUGUGCACUAGCGCUUUAUCGGAUGUGGACACAGCUAUUGUGGAGCAGCUGCUCAAGCUUAAGGAGAAGCUGAAGAACUUCAACUUCAUCAUCUCCCUGGUGGUCCUGAAGAACACACUGUGUUGUGUAAGCAUCCUGAACCCUAGCCUGAGAGGAAUAAUCAGCAUCAGCAGUACUUUGCAAUACACUAUCUCCAAUGCCUUAAAGCUACUCAACAAGCACUUGCAGGAAAUUCCCAUAUUUCACAGAAAGUGGUUCUCUGAUGCCGUAGGUCGAGCUAAAAAGCUGGGAGUGAUGGUCCCUGUCCCAGUGGACAUUGCCACAAAUGGUGACGCUGACACAAAGCCACACCCCUCACCCGAGGAUUACUACAGAGAAACGCUGAGCAAGAAGAUCCUGCAGUAUCUCAUAGAUGAGGUUAAGAGGGUUCUUGGCAUCGAGAUGGUCAGAAUCCUAAGGUGGCUAUCCUUGGUGCCGUCGUACAUGGCUGACCACAACUUCAGCAUCCGCAAGGACAAGGUGGCCGAUGCUAACCUGAACAACCUGGCCCGCCCAGACUCCUUCUAUGAUGAGCUGGGCUGCUGGGAGGUGAAGUGGAGGCAUGCCAGCAAGCGGAGGAUACUGCCCACUAGUGUCUUCGCCACCUUAAAAAUACCGGAUAUUGGCUUCUAUCCCAACGUGCAGAGCCUGCUAAGGGUCCUGGGUUCGAUUCCUUGCAUCAAUGCAGAUGCAGAUGUGUAUGGACAGUAUGACAUGGUCCUAGAGAGAUAUCAUUCCUACAUGAAGGAAGUUCCAGCCGAGCAAAGACUGUGCAACAUGGCAUUUGUUUACAUCAAUCAGGAUGUGCAUGUCAACAUUGAGGAUAUGGUGCAGUCAUAUGUGGAGAAUCAUCCAGAGACCCUGCAGCUACUUUGUAAGGAUGAAAUGAUGGAGGUUCAGCCAUCAGCUCCAGAGAACAAUGCAAACGAUGCAUCAAAGGAAGAAAUGGAAGAGCCAAGGGAAAUGACCUUGAACAUGGAAUUGGAGAGACCGAAACCAGCUGACUGUACAGGGACUGAUAAAGAGGCAUUAAAAUCAGCCUUGCAGGCUGCUAUCACAGCAGCCUUUAAUAGCCAAAGCAGGCAGUCUCAGGGAGGCCAGGAGGGGGAGGUGGAAUAUGUGACCAAAUCAGAAAUGAACGAGGUUUUGAAAGUAUGUGAGGAAGUUGUACGUGAGCGUAUUCUCUCUGAAAUUGGGAAUUCUUUUUUCUCCCUGUUCAUCGAUCGAGCAGUGAGGUUUGGAGAUGCAGAGUUUCUGCCCUUGUUUCUCAGGUUUGUGGACAGUUUUGAUGUUAUGCGACUGGAACUGAUGGGUUUUGUGGACAUGAACCUUGAUACAGAAUCUAUGUGCGAGCGUCUUUUCGACCUUGUCACCAAAGAGUGGCAUCUUAAUUUGAAAUAUUGCAGAGGCCAGGCUUAUUUGGGUUCUGGGGAAGUCGCCUACAAGCUCAAGGCUUUCGCGUGCAAAGUACAAGAAACUCAUCCUCUUGCGAUUUGCACUCAUUGUUCUUGUUACUCCUUUAACACAUGGUGGUCAAGAUCUGUGCCUGUGGCCUCAGUCAGCAGAGCCAUUGAUGCAUUAGAGAAGCUAGUGUUGUUUUUCAGCAGCACGCCAGACCUGGAGAGAGAGCUAGACCAGGUUCUAGCUGUUGGUCUGAGGGAGAGCUAUGAGAAGGUCAAUGAACUUCAAGGGACUUUCUGUUCCUCUUGGAUGGAGAAACACGACUCUUAUGAUGUCUUUGCUCAGAUUCUGGAACCUUUAGCACAGUGUCUAGAGUCAUUACAGAGUGGCAGUCCACAGAUGUGGAGCUUAUCUGUGAUCAACCAAGCAAAGAAACUCCUGCAGCUGAUUCGGGACUUUGACUUCAUUGUAGCUGUAGUUGCCCUGAAGAACGUCUCUUCCUUUACCAGAGAACUGAGUAUGGCUCUACAGAAAGACCACUUUAGCUCUGCCUCACAGCUCUGCCAGAUCGGUGGCAUUGUAGCCACGCUCAACCGAGUCAAGACCAACAUCAAAGUAUUCCACCAAAACUGGUUCGAUGAAGCCUGCACCUUCGCUCAAAGCUUGGGGGUGCAGGUUAAAGUGCCUGAUACUUUAACAGUUUCCAGGGAUGGUCUCCUUAAACCUGGUGGAUACUACAAAGAUGCAGUGAGUCUCCCCUUAGUUGACCACCUUAUCAACUCUGUCAAAGACCACUUCUCUGAUGACCAUAAAGAGGCGCUUAACUUCCUAUCCCUAGUCCCAUGUUCUGUGACCAUGAGCUACACGUUCGAAAGCCUGAAGUCAAAGCACCCACUGUAUGUUGGUGACCUACCAGACCCUACCAACUUCUUCACAGAGUUGUCAUGCUGGAAGGUGAAAUGGAAGACCAAAAUAGUUUCUCCGACUGUACCGGACACUAUUUUUCAGACUCUUCGCUUGCCUCUCAUGCAGUACUUUGCCAACAUUAACACCUUGCUGAAAAUCAUGUGUGUGUUGCCGAGCACUGCGCUGGAGCACUGCGGAGAAGUGAAUCGUCAUAAAAUGUUUCAAGACUACCUGAAGAACACCUAUGCCAAGGAUAGGUCUCUGUGUUUAGCCAUGCUACAGUUGGGAGUAAACUUUAACCGGGAUCUGGAGAAGAUGGUUGCCCAGUGCUUGAAGGUCACCCCAAAGACAUUGGAAGGCAUCUGCCUGGACAAAGAGUCAAAAACUCGCGUCAGGAAUUCUGAUGUCAAUGAGGACGCAGAAAACCACAAAAACAUUAAGGAGGACAUGGAAAUUUUGGAGGUUUUCUCAAAAGAAAAAGCAUUAGAAAUAUUUCCAGAGUCUAAAGAGGUAUAUGCAGAAGUAAACAACCACAAAGAGGCUGAAGCAAUGGACGUACAGCAGCAGCAACUGGUGUCCGAAGCAGCUGUGGAGGACCAGCAGAUGAAGCCUUUGGAUGAGAAUGGCCACUCGGCAGACAAUCUUCAAAGCAGUGAAAGGAUCUUUAGAUUGGCUGCCAAAAUAGCCAGAAGAAACUGCCUAAUUUCAGACCUUCCGAAAGAGGAGCAAGACUUUAUUCUUCAAGAGCUUGGUACAUGUCACUGGGACCAAGGGAACAUCAAGUUUUUGUCAGAUGGGGAGAUCCUGGAGUAUAUUGUUAAAUCAAUCAGGGAUACAGUCCUCGCUGAGGUUCAAGAGUCCCCAUUCUUUUCCAUCAUCACUGAUAAGUUAGUGUCAGUAGAUGACAAGAAGUACAUUCCUGUCUUUGUCAGAUUUGUUGAUGACUGCACACCAAAAGUGGAGCUGUUUGGAUUCCUGCCCUUUGAAAGUUCUGAUGCAGAUGUGCAAGCCAAGACACUCUCAGAUAUUCUAACAGAGGAAUGGGGACUCCAGAUGGCUUAUUGCCGUGGCCAGUCCUUCAUGUGCAUGGGUGCUAGUAGUCAGAGUCUCAGAAAAAUGUCCAUAGAUUUCUUGGCCAACUAUCCACUUGCUGUCAAUACACCUAGUGAAUCGUGUGGCCUUGCCUAUUGGCUGGCUGGCAGCCUUCCUAAUGAUCCCAUCACCAAAGUUCUUGGGGUGGUUGAAGACCUGUUACUUUUCUUUGAUCAGUCACCAAGAUUGCAUAUUGAGCUUGCUCAGACUAUGGAGGGACUCUUGAAUACUCCAAGGGAAGCUCUUGCAGAGGUUCCAGAGACCUGUUUGUCAAGGUGGAAGAAGAUGGAGGAUUUCUUUGACAUUCUGGUGGAUAUGCUGGAGGGAGUCCUCAGUUGCUUGGACUCGGUUAGCAACAAUGCCAAUGGUUCAUGGAGUAAUAGCAUGUCCAUACAUGCCCUAAUCCUCUCUACAGCCAUUAGGGAAUCUGAUUUUGUCAUUCCUCUUGUUAUCCUGAAAAACGUCUGUGCUCCUCUGCGCAACUGUAGCACGGUGUUCCGUUGUGGAAAUCCAGCUGAUAUCAUCUUUGAGCUGGAAAAGAUCCCUCAAAUAGUAGAGACCUUGAGUAAGACACUGGAGAACAUCAGUGCAGUCCAUACUACCUGGUUUGAGGAGGCGGUGCAGCUUGCUGCUAAAGUUUCGGGUGGAUUGUCCUACCCAGAGACGGUUGUCGGCUAUGAUUCACCAGAGGUGGGCUACAGAGAAGUUGUCAGCAGACCUGUCCUGAGUGGUUUGAUUGAAGAAGUGAAGUUUAACUUUGAUGAUUGUCACUUGAAAGCCCUCAAGGUUCUCUCUCUGCUUCCUACUUGCAACCCUCUGCCUAUUCUUCCGGAGGCACCAGAUAAACUCUACACCAUCUAUCAAAGUGACCUACCUGAACCAGACAUGGCAGAAGAAGACAUCAAUACCUGGGCCACUGCUUGGCGUGAAAAAUAUCAAGACACCUCACCACCUGCCUCCAUUUCGGAGACACUUCACCAUCCUGAGGCUAAAAGUCACCCUAAUGUUACAGCUCUUCUGAAGCUUGUCGCUGUGCUUCCUAGCAUAAGUAUGGAGUGCGAUCUGAUGAAAACCACUCUUAACUCUAUGAGGACCCUCCUCAGGAACGAGAUUAUCUGCAGGGGCAGUAAGACCAACACUGUACUGCUCCUGAUGCAUCGACAGAUUCUGCAGACCUUGGAGGAAGUGAUCGACAUGUGUAUGGAAAACGACCCAGAGAGUCAUGGCUUUCUUUCUCAAAUGAAACAGAAUGUGGGUUAUAUGAGAAUGGAUGGUGAAAUGGUUGAGGUACAUCAUGAGGUAAUGGCCAUUGCGACCAAUGGUUCUGGUGGUUCACAGGAAGAAACAGGCGCUGCUCCAACUAUUGCAGGAGACCAGCCUGAAAAAGCUCAGUAUGACGGAGACACUGUACAUGUCCAGCCAACAACUGCGAUUCCAGAUGGCACAGAAAGUUUAACCACAGCAUCUGAGAACCAGUCAGCAGACCUGAGCAUCACAACAGGAUCUGUAACAGAAGAGAACGUUAUCACAUUGAGUCUCACUCCAUUAGUGCAAGAUGUCACAACAGAGGUUCCACCAGAUGCAGUGGCCCAGAGUGAUGGUAGAGACGCACCAACAGUAAUGGCAGCCCAGGAUCUUACUACACAGUCUAUUGAAUCACUCACUGAGACUGUGCAAAAUGUCACCACAGGGCAUGUGGAAGCAGCAGAGGUCUUCACUCUGGAGCUUAUGUCAGAACCACAGGUUAAUAUGGAAGAAUCUGUAACAGAAGUGUCACCUCAUGACUCUGCUCCUACUACAGACUCUGUAACAGAAGCCCAGGUUGUAACCUCAGACUCUGUUACAGCUGCAGCAGUUGUCAUGCUGGAACUCUCAGCCUCACAAGGCAUUACCACAGAGCCUGAAAUGGAGUCUGCAGUCCAGGAUGUCGCCAUAGAGCCUGAUGCAGCAGCAGAUGAUGGCACCAUGGAGUUUACAGAAGAAGAACAUUGCAUAGCCAUACAGCAUGCUGUUGACACACCUCCUGUAGCUGCAGAACUAGCAGCUCAUACUGUACCUACAGAUCAUGAAACAAUAGCUGAGGAUGCCUCCUUGAACCCUGGAGAGGGUCAAAGGCUCUCUUUGGACGCGGUGCCUGUGACUGAAGCAGUAGCAGUAGAAGGUGUUGCAAUAGACUCUGUACAGACAGAACAUGGUGAAACUACAGAAAGUGUUACAGCAGCUCAAAGUGUAACGUUGGCCGAGCAAGAACCAGCAGCCCAGUACGUCAUCCCAGAAACUGAUGUGGAAGCGACAGUCCAGCGUGUAACUGCAGAGCCUGAUUCAGCAGUCCAGAUAAUUGCUCCGGAAUCUGUAAUGGAAGCAGUAGUUGAAGAUAUCUCCAUGGACCUCCCAGAAGUAGAAGCAGGUGCUGUUCCUGUAACAGGACAGAAGUAUGACGAGGAUGUCCCCAUGGAGUUUGCAGAUGAAGCAGAGGCACCAGUCACCUCAGAGACUGUAUCAACUGAGAAUGUGGUACUAGAUGUAUCAGAAUCAAUCUGUGUCAAUAUAGAGGAUCCUACCUCAGCCAGUAAUGGUACAAAGGAACUUGUAGAAACUGAGCAAGGUGAUGGUACAGAACCUUGUCCACCAGUCCAGAGAAUCACCACAGAACCUGUAAUGGAAGCAGUAGGACAGCAUGUUACCACCGAGCCUAAUGCAGCAGCUGAAGAUGUUCCUAUGGAGCUCCCAGGAGUAGAAGCGUGUACUACUGCUGUGCCUGUAACAGAACCACCAGCCCAGGGUGACGCACCAGAGCCUGAAAUAAAAGCUGAGGAUGUCCCAGUCAGACUCCCAGGUGAAGAAAGGAGUGCUUCCCCAAUGCCUAUACCAGCAGCCCAGGAUGUCCCCAUGGAGCUCCCAGCAGAAAUGAAGGUUACUGUAACAGAGCUUGUAACAGAAUCUUUUACUCAGAAUGUCAUCUCUGAGUCUGUCGCAUCAACUGAGAACGUUGUACUCAACUUAUCAGAACAUACGAAGGUUCUCACCUCAGCCAGUAAUGUUACAGAGGAGCCUGUAAAAACUAACCCAACAACCCAGAGAAUUGCCACAGAGUCUGUAAUGGAAGCUGCAGUUCAACAUGUAACCACAGAGCCUAAUGCAGCAGCUAAAGAUGCCCCCAUGAAACUCGCAGAUGUAGAACAGUGUGCUUUCCCAGAGCCUGUAACAACAUCCCAGGAUGUCUCCAUGGAGCUCAUAGAAGUAGAUCAGUGUACUGCUACCGUCCCAGUAACAGAACCACUUACCCUGAAUGUCACCUUAAAGCCUGUUGCAUCACCUGAGGAUGUUGCACUGGAUUUGUCUGAAACAACCCAUGACCGUACAGAGGCUAAUAGUGCAACCAGUAAUUUCAUAGGAGAACCUGUAAAAACUAAGCAGGCUAGUGUUGCAGCAUCCCAGGAAAUAAACCUUGAGCUAGCCCAAGCCAUUAUUCCUAACUCAGCAGCCAACACUGAAAUGCAAGAACAAGUGUCUUUGCAGGAUGUUUCUAUGGAACCAGAGCAGGCCCAGAGUGUCCCUUCAGAAUGUGUAGAAUCAGUGCCAGAGGUUGCUACGGAGCUUGCAGAAGCUCAGGGUGAGGCUGUGGAGCUUGUACUUUUACCCCAUGUUGCUUGCAGUAUGACCACAGUGGUAGUGCAAGAAGGAGUAUCAGAAGAAACGAGUGCCCUGACAAGGAACACCUCAGAAAAUAUCACAACAGAGUCCCAAGCAGAUGUACAAAGUCUUGCCACAGAACCCAAAGUAGCAGUUCCAGAAGUUUCCACAAAGCCUGUACAAGUGUCCCAAGCAGAUGUGCAAAAAGUCACCACAGAACCCAUAGUAGCUGCUGUAGAUAUCCCCACAGAACCUGCAUUAGCAACUUGCAAAGUCCCAGAACUCAUGCCUGCAGUUCCAGCCAUUCCUACAGAGCCUAUGAAAGAGCCUGGAACAGAUGUGCAAUAUGUUACCACAGAACCCCUAGUACCUGCCAUGGAUAGGCUUACAGAGCUUGCAUUAGCUGCUUGCAGUGUCAAAGAAUUUGCAUCAGCAGUCCCAGAUAUUCCUACCCAGCCUGGUGAAGAUCCUGGAAUAGAUGAGCCAGUUCCUGCCCAGUGUCCCACUGUACAACCCAUAACACCAGUCCCAGACAUUAGCACAGACCCUGCCACAACAGUACAGAGUGUUACCAUUGAGUCCACAGUAGCAGUCCAAGAUAUCAACAUGGAGUCUGUUUCAUCAGAACAGCCAAACAACAUGGAGUCUGUUUUAGAAGUUGCCACUGCUGUGGGUGUAGCCAUUGAAACUGCAGAGGUUAAAAAUGUUUCCUCAGAACCCAUGCCCAGUCCAAAACCCAUUUUAGAAGCCCCAGAUGCCAGUAUGCCACACACUGCAAUCUCUCCAGAUGUGACAAUGGACACUGUAGUAGCAGUUCAAGAUGUAGUCAUGGAGUCUGUAAUAGAAACCCAAGAUGUCUCUAAAGAACCCCUAGCAGUGGUAGAGGAUGUUAUAAAAGAACCUGGCACAGAUGUCCAGGAUGUCACCAUGGAGGCAGUCGCAGAAGAGCAGGAUGUCUCCUUGCAAGUCACUGUCGACCAGUGUGCCUCUGUGGAGCACAUAGCAGUAGCCCAAGAUACUAAAUUAAACAAUGAAAGUCAAGAUGUUAGCAGUCAGGUCAGCACAGCCCAUCAAGAUAACCAACGUCAACAGCUCAUAGCUGUCACUCAAGCUGGUACUACCCAGGCAUCCACAUCAGAUCAUUCUGCCAUUAGUCCUGCCAAUUCAUCUUCUCAGUGUAGUUUGGAUAAUAGAAAAACAGUAACAGUCACGGAUGUUGCUGACCAAACUAAAUCAACUGUUCAGGAAAGUAUUGAUCAGUCCUCUGCAGUAUCUCAAGAUGACACUGGUCACCCCAAAGUAGUCAUACAAGAAUCAGAUCAGGAUGACCUUCACCAGCCCAUGGAGAUUACUCAUGAUGAGACUGUACCUCAUAGAGUUUUAUUUUUCUUUGAUGGCCCUGUUCAAGAGACAUUGGUCAAAGAAUAUGCAACUUCAAAGUUUUUUUCUAUCUUAUUUGAACAACAGGUUGAAGUUGAAGGUCAUCCAUAUAUCCCUGUAGGAAUAUGCUAUAUGGACAAAGAGACACUAUGUGAGGAUACGUUGGCUCUUGUCCUUCUUGACAAAGACGUUAAUGUCUUCGCUGAUGCUAUGACCACAGUCCUAACUGAGAAGUUUGGUUUGAACUUUGCAUUCUGUCGAGGGCAAAGCAUACUGACUGUAGGGGUUGCAGGUGCACAGAUGAAAGCAGUGGCAUCAUUGAUAUCUCAGAGGUACCCACAGGCUGUAUGUACACUAAACUCUUCACUGUCUCUCAACGUAUGGCUGGCCAGAUCCUCUCCAGUCACAGAGAUUGCAGACUGCUCCAUGUGGGUUGAGAAGCUGCUCCACUGGUUGACCGAAGAUGCUGAGAAACAGGCUAAGUUACAAAGCACAGUCAAGUCCUUGUUUAAACAAGAGGUAAGCAAGUAUACAGAACUGAGUGAUAAGUUAACCAGAAGCCAAUGGGACAGGAGCCAUGAUGUCCUUGAUUUUGCAGUAGAAAUUCUAGAAGCCAUAAUGCUCUGUUUGAAAGAGAUGAAGGAAGACCGUGGCAACCAGGCAGUAAGAGCACAGGCCAUUCAUUUUCUCUCCAUUUUUCAGAACUUUGAGUUCAUCCUGACAGUGGUAAUAUUGAAAAACAUCUUAAGUCUCACCAAAAAUAUAAGCCAGAGUCUCCAGGGUGGAUCUCUUGACUUAUGUCAAGCUGGGAACAGCCUGCCUGAUCUACUUUCCACGCUGAAGGAUGUUACCAUAAAUAUUGACAGUCAUCUUCAGACAUGGCUGCAAGAGACACUGGUACUAGCUUCCAAGUUGAAAAUCAGUGUUCACCACAGUAUUCAGCCGGUGAUUAUGCACUACAGAGAUGUUGUAAGCAAAGGAGCAGUAACGUACUGUGUUAACGAGAUAACUGCGCUUUUCUCCAGCAGUGUUCUGUCAGCUCUUCGCUGCAUGCAGGUUGUGCCUUAUGUCAUAUCCAAGAUGGAAGGAGGCUGCAUUGAUGUUGAGCCUUUCAAGGUAUACCAGGAAGAACUACCUGAAUGGGGCUCUCUGCAGGUGGAGCUACAAAAGUGGAGGGAAAAAUGGAUGGCAAGCUUGGCUGCUCAAAGUCCCCUCCCCACCUGCAUCCUAGACACCCUCAAGGCCACAGAUACAAUGUCCUUUCCCAACAUUAAGACGAUUCUUCAGCUCCUGGUGGUCCUGCCCUGCUGCAGAGGGGAGUGGACUACUAGACAGGGGAAGAAGAGUCUAAUAGACUUUAUCCAACAGCGUCAGACAACCUUACCUGUGCUGUAUCCUUCGUAGAGGUUUGCCCUCAACUGCUCGCAAACUAGCUUUUCAUUAGGGUGUCCAAAACUGCUGAAGUCCUCAGUGACCCACUGUAUCCACCUUUAUUGUUCAAAUCUGAGCAUAGGUUUCUGUAGGCUUUUUUUAUUAGAAAAAUGAUUUAGACUUGUACACUAAGUAUAAUCUAAUAAUUGUAUGUUUUAUUUUGUUCGGUCUUAUUUUUUCUUUGUGAUGUGGAAUAAGAAAAAGGACUGCCUAUUGGGGACCAAUGUCUUGCCAAAAAAAUUAAAAAAUGCCCUCGGAGGGCUCUAAUGCUUUUGUGCCUUUAUGCAAAACACCCUGACUCUUGGAACAUGAAGCGUCGGAUGUCUGAAAAAAUGCUUUCAAGCCAGGCUUUUUGGAAGCUUUCCAGCAUCUUCAGGAACUUUUAAGCAUUUUUUGUCAUGUAAAUCCGAUAAGAUACAUUACGAGUAAGGACACAUUUAGGCAGGUUGCCUAUGUUUAAAUGAAAAACCCAUACAUUUAAAAUGGCUGCAUCAUGUCACAAUGUCAACCCAUGGCACAAAUUAAAAUGUUAUGUUUCAUUGUAUGUCACAGUUUUAAUUUGUUUGCAGUUUGAUUUAGAAAAAAUAAUUUCUGUAAACAUUCUCUCCCAUAAGCCCUCCUCGUGAAGGACGCAUUCAUAUAUAUUUGACUAAAAUAAACAAAUAAAAAAAUUUACAUGAA
Astyanax mexicanus (Mexican tetra) is the source of this 12339-nucleotide messenger RNA. RefSeq lists its product as uncharacterized. The transcript has 14 exons. Bases 511 to 11631 code for a protein of 3706 amino acids. The record is from RefSeq and is a predicted model, not a curated record. NCBI's taxonomy places the organism in Eukaryota, Metazoa, Chordata, Actinopteri, Characiformes, Acestrorhamphidae.